Messenger RNA from Tarenaya hassleriana, 2219 nucleotides. RefSeq names its product probable starch synthase 4, chloroplastic/amyloplastic. The record is from RefSeq and is a predicted model, not a curated record. The transcript is spliced from 20 exons. Bases 67 to 2103 code for a protein of 678 amino acids. Lineage: Eukaryota; Viridiplantae; Streptophyta; Magnoliopsida; Brassicales; Cleomaceae.
CCUUGCCGGCGAAUUCUCCUCUCUGAAAAUUACUCCACUCGCCGCCGGCGAUUCAAGUUGCUAACAAUGCAAGCUCCGGCGAUAUCUCCGGUGAUAUGGCAUCCGCCGCCACGGAGUAUCUCCUCUUUCAAGCUCACCAUACUGACCCAAAGACAUCAGAGAGCUCCCGCACUCUGUUGCUCGAGACCAGAAGGGCAGAAUGACUUAGAGAAUCCUCAGGAGAAUCUUGGGUUAUCAUCUGUUGUAACUGAAGGAAAACAUAAUGAUAUUUGGCGCCUCUUUAGAGAAGCCCAGCAAAAUAUCCUUUUUCUGAACAAGCAGCGUCUAGCUGCAGUUGAGGAGCUUGGCAAUCUAAAGAGGGAGAAAGAUGAAUUGGUAGAUAGAAUAGUUCAAUUGGAGGAAGAAAAUCAGAAUGUUAUCGGGAAAGAUAAACUUUCUCUAUUGUGGGAGUUGCUUCUUCGUAUAGAUUCUAUGGUGCUAAAUGGAUUACUUAACACUGAAGAAGCCUCAUCUAUGAGAACACUGGUCAGGGAGCACAGACUGGGCAUCUCUGAGGUUUCCCCUGACAUUUUGCAAAAAGGAGAUUCCGAGAUUUUAGCAGAACUCAGACUGUUCUCAGAUAGGCUCAAAAGUAAUGGUUUCCACAUCAUUCAUAUCUGCUCUGAAAUGGCUCCAUUAGUUUCUGUGGGACCUUUGGCCUCGUAUGUGACAGGACUAUCUCGUGCACUCCAAGGAAAGGGCCACUUGGUUGAGGUUAUAUUACCAAAGUAUGCUACCCUUGAGUUGGACGAAAUUCAAGGACUCCGAGAAGUUGAAGCUGAUCUGUAUUCUUAUUUUAAUGGUCAGCUGCAUGCCAACAGAAUAUGGAAUGGAGUUGUCUGUGGAAUAGGAGUGACGCUUGUUCAACCAUUGUAUUACUCGUCAUUUUUCAGCCGUGAUAAAGUAUAUGGCUAUUCGGAUGACUUUGACAGAUUUGCGUACUUCUCUCGUGCUUCACUGGAUUACAUAGUAAAAUCUGGAAAGCGGCCAGAUGUAUUACACAUUCACAACCGGGAGACUGCAAUAGUAGGACCACUUUUUUGGGAUAUUUUUGUUAAUCAGGGGCUUGAAGGUUCUAGAAUACUCUUUACAUGCCAAGGGUUUGACUCAGAGUAUCUUGUCCCUCCUGACAAGUUGGCGCUAUGUGGUCUUGAUCCAGCUGGACUUCACCGUCUUGAUCGCUUGCAAGAUAAUAUUAAGCCACAGUUUGUUAAUGUUUUGAAGGGUGGUAUUGUGUACUCCAACAAAGUUGUCACUAUGCCAUCCUCACAUUCUAAGGGAAGGAUAAUUCAUAGUUCGAGUCAUGGGCUUGAACCCGCUUUAGCUGUUCACAAGGAGAAAUUGCUUCUUGCUCCUUCUUUUGGGUUGGACAGCACAACAUGGGAUCCUUCAAAAGAUGAAUUUCUUCCUGAAAAGUAUAGUGUUGAGGACAUCAGGGGCAAAUCGAUCUGUAAGGUUGAAUUGCAGCACCAACUGGGUUUAGUGGAGCAUAUUUCGACCACCGUUGUUGGAUGCAUCUUUACUGAAAUAUCAGAUGUUGAUCUUGAGAGCUUAAAGGCAAUUGUGCGGGGUUCAAUUAUGACAGGCAUCCAGUUUAUUUUGAUGGGAAUGAAUGAAGAUCAGACGACAAUUGGGGAGCUGGAGAAAUUGCAGGAAGAAUUUGAGGAUGGAGGGAAUCUCAUGUUUGUGCGAGGACACGAUGAAACUCUUCUGCAUCUGAUUUUUGCAGGAUCUGACAUUAUGUUGUGCCAGUCCUUGCACGAUCCCAUUCUUCAGGUCCCUUUCAAGGCUUUAAGAUACGGAACAGUACCAAUUGCUCUUAAAACUAACAGCAGUGAUGCCUUCGGGCAUUUAGGAGCUCAUGAACAAGAGACCACAGGACUUGCAGGGUUCAUCAACUCCACCUUUGGAGACAUGUCCUUAAGCCAAGCCUUGGACCACAUAAGGAACAAACCGACCACGUGGAAGAGGAAGAUAAUGGAAGCAAUGGGGAAGGAUUUCUCAUGGGACGGGGAAUGUUGUGAUAUUCACAUCUCCGCUUAUGCUUCGAUCAAGAGCUUGUGAACAAGAAUAUCUCCACAGUCGUACAUGAUUCUGCGCGUGUGUGUGUGUAUAUACAUGCACAGAUUCCAUGUAUUUUGUCUGUCCUAAUGAAGAUAGAUUAUGGUUAGAUUGCAUAA